Thlaspi arvense is the source of this 1071-nucleotide messenger RNA. NCBI's taxonomy places the organism in Eukaryota, Viridiplantae, Streptophyta, Magnoliopsida, Brassicales, Brassicaceae. The record is from the annotation of a GenBank genome assembly.
AUGGAAGAUGCAAAACUAGCGGUGCAAAACGCAAUGAACGAGGUGAUUUUGUGUGCUGGUGCCCUCGGGAGCCCGCAACUAUUGAUGUUGAGUGGUGUGGGACCUGCCACUCAUCUUGCAUCCCAUGGGGUGAAUCCGAUCAUCGUAGAUCAACCCAUGGUGGGGCAAGGGAUGGUUGAUAACCCGAUGAACCCUAUCUUUGUUCCUUCUCCUCGAACCGUAGAAGUCUCUCUUGUCCAAACCGUUGGCAUCACAAAAUUUGGUAGUUACAUUGAAAGUGCAAGUGGCUUAAGCCUCUCUAUCAGUUUGACCCGUAGCUUCUUCGAUGGUGUUUUAAAUCUUGUCAAUGAGACAACACUCCACACCGAAUCCAUCUCAAACUUUCUCAAAUCUUUGGAUAUUCGAUUGGACUUGACGACAAAAGCGGGUGUGAUACUCCAGAAAGUCGCAGAACCGGUCUCGAGAGGUUACUUGGAGCUGAGGAACAAGAACCCAGAUGAUAACCCUUCAACAUGUGUUGAAGGACUUGGUACCAUAAUCAAAGUGAUUAAUUCGAAGGCAUACGCUAAGUACAAGUACACGGAAGCAACUGCGCGUGAACUGCUGAACCUCAUUCUUGCCAUUCCCACAAAUCUGAGGCCAAGGCACAUAACCUCAACGUUCGAUCUAAAGCAGUUUUGUAUCGAUACCGUGAUGACCAUUUAUCAUUACCAUGGAGGUUGUCAAGUUGGAAAAGUUGUCGACAGCGAUUACAAAGUAUUAGGGAUCGAUGCUUUGAGGGUCAUUGAUGGAUCAACGUUUCUCAGGUCUCCAGGGACUAACCCACAAGCCACGAUAAUGAUGCUCGGAAGGUAUAUGGGACAGAAGAUUCUUCGAGAGAGGGCGACUUUCCGAGGAAAGUAAGAAGAUACAUGAGAUUUUCAAUAUUCUCAAAAAUCUUAAUAUUUGGGGAUUGUUGCUCCCAUAUAAGAUGAGACAAUCCUUCUUCAAUUCAUCGUCCAAACAAAAUAAAGAAAACUCUGAUAUGUAGUGUAUUUGUAUCAUUCGUGAAUCUUGCGCAAGUGGAUUUUC